CAGCCGCAGAGCCGAUGGCCGCCCCUGGCCCUUGCUGAACUGCCGCCGUUUCCCCCGGCGCCGCUUCCCGCUGCGGCCGCGCUCGGCUCCGGCCGGCCCGAUGAGGAGGAGGCGGCGGCGGCGGAGCGGCGAUGGGGUCGCUGAGCAGCCGGGUGCUGAGGCGGCGGCAGGGCCUCCCGAGGGGCCAGGCGCCCGGCGACGGCGGCCGGGGCGGCAAGAGGAAGCGCGGCGGGGCCGAGGGGCUCGGUGACAGCGACAGCGACGGCGAGGCCGAGCGGGAGGAGCGGUUCCUCAACACUCCCCGCAGGAAAAAACUGAAGAGCACCUCCAAGUACAUUUAUCAGACUCUGUUCUUGAACGGGGAGAACAGUGACAUCAAGAUUUGUGCUCUGGGAGAGGAGUGGAACCUGCAUAAGAUAUACCUGUGUCAGUCAGGCUACUUUGCCAGCAUGUUCAGUGGGUCUUGGAAGGAAUCAAACAUGAAUGUCAUAGAGUUGGAGAUUCCUGACCAAAAUAUUGAUAUAGAAGCUCUGCAGGUGGCUUUUGGCUCUCUCUACAGGGAUGAUGUCUUAAUAAAGCCCAGCCGAGUCGUGGCACUUCUGGCAGCUGCCUGCAUGCUGCAGCUUGAUGGCUUGAUCCAGCAGUGUGGGGAAACCAUGAAGGAAACCAUCAAUGCAAAAACUGUCUGUGGUUAUUACAACUCAGCAGGGACCUAUGGGCUCGACUCUGUGAAGAAAAAGUGCCUUGAGUGGCUCUUGAAUAACCUGAUGACUCACCAGAGUGUUGAACUCUUCAGAGAACUCAGCAUCAACCUCAUGAAGCAGCUGAUCAGCUCCUCCAACCUGUUUGUGAUGCAAGUGGAGAUGGAUGUGUACACUGCUCUCAAGAAGUGGAUGUUCCUGCAGCUUGUGCCUUCCUGGAGUGGCUCUUUGAAACAGCUCUUAGCUGAAGCUGAUGCCUGGUUUGCCAAGAGGAGGAAAGAUUUUGAGGAGGAUGUGGCAUUCCUGGAGUCAGAGCAGGGCAGAGCCUUCCUGCCUGUCUUCUCCCACCUGAGGCUGCAGUACAUCAUCAGUGACUUGGCCUCAGCCAGGAUCGUGGAGAGAGAUGCUCUGAUCCCCUCAGAGUGGCUGUGCUGUGUUUACAAACAGCAGUGGUUUGCCAUGCUCAGAGCAGAACAGGACAAUGACACAGGGCCUCAGGAAAUAAACAAAGAGGAGCUGGAAGGGAACAGCAUGAGGUGUGGGCGGAAGCUGGCCAAGGAUGGUGAUUACUGCUGGCGCUGGACCGGCUUCAACUUCGGGCUGGACCUGCUGGUGACCUACACCAAUCGCUACAUCGUCUUCAGGAGGAACACCCUGAGCCAGCCCUGCAGCGGCAGCGUCAGCCUGCAGCCGCGCCGCAGCCUCGCCUUCCGGUUACGUCUGGCCUCCUUUGACAGCAGUGGGAAAGUUAUCUGCAGCAGGACCACAGGGUAUCAGAUCCUGACCCUUGAGAAGGAUCAGGAGCAGGUGGUGAUGAACCUGGACAGCAGGCUCCUGAUCUUCCCCCUCUACAUCUGCUGCAACUUCUUGUACACCUCCCCGGAGAAGAGGGCUGAGGGGGAGCCCCUGCUGGAGCCCCCUGAGGCCUGAGGCUGCCCAGGGCUGGGCCAGCAGCCAGGGCCUCACACUGUAGCAAACAUUCAUGGCCUUAGCACCUUCCUAUGCAGAUCUGAGGCGAGGCUCAGAACCUCUGGAGGCCAAACCCUGUUCCCCCCAGGCCCUGUGCCUGCUGCUGGGCAGCCCUGGGCCGCAGCCCUUCCGUCUCUGGGAGCCUUCUCUGCCUGCCUCUGGGCCAGCACUGAGCCAAGCUGGAGAGAGGGCAUCUGUGUGGGGGACACCUCAGCAGCUGCCCUGCCAGGCUCUGUCCCCUGUGGUGGCACAGGUGGCUCCAGCCAGUUAGUUCUGUUGGUCUGGGGCUUUCCAUGGCUGCUCUGUGCAUACCAGACCCUCCUCCUGCUGCUUUCUGUGCUCCUUUCCCCCCAGGCCUGAGCCCAGCCCUGGGAAUGUUGCCUGGCAGCUUUGGUUGGUUCUCUGCCUGCACCACUUUCCAAACCUGCUUGGGUUUAAGCCUUGAUGGCAGCUCCCCCCCUCACCCCCCUCCAUUUGUCUUGUUCUUGGGCCUGUUUUUUGUUAACCCUGCAGCAAAUCUUUAUCAGCAGAGGCCUUUGCUGAGGAAGCUGCUCAGGAGUGAGUCCUAAUUGCUU
This is a messenger RNA of Dryobates pubescens (Downy woodpecker), 2245 nucleotides long. It is a transcript of the gene GMCL1, whose product is annotated as germ cell-less 1, spermatogenesis associated. Gene Ontology annotation, biological process: germ cell development. NCBI's taxonomy places the organism in Eukaryota, Metazoa, Chordata, Aves, Piciformes, Picidae. The coding region runs from base 132 to 1631 and encodes 499 amino acids. The transcript has 14 exons. The record is from RefSeq and is a predicted model, not a curated record. Gene Ontology annotation, molecular function: protein binding.